This is a messenger RNA of Physcomitrium patens, 1589 nucleotides long. RefSeq lists its product as uncharacterized. NCBI's taxonomy places the organism in Eukaryota, Viridiplantae, Streptophyta, Bryopsida, Funariales, Funariaceae. The record is from RefSeq and is a predicted model, not a curated record.
CCAUGGCUCAAACCAGUUCAGAAGCUAAGAGUGAUUCUACGUACUACCAUGGCGGAUGAUGAUGCGUCAUGAAAUCGUCGAAAUUCGGGUCGAGGUCUCGGCUUUGAGGCGGUGGUACUGUGAAUCAUUGCUUUGCGUAGUUUGCCGGUGGGGUGGAUGAGAGGAAGGAGGAAGAGGGGAUUUGCUACCGAUUAGAGUAGAGUUUGAAAUGUUUAGAGUGGGAUUUAGUUACAAUUGACCGAUUGUGUCCUUCGGGAUUACAUGAGCUAGGUCGCGUUUUGCCAUUGCCGCAUGUUUUUUCUUGUUUUCAGCCUUUAAGUGAAUUAGGUCUUUCUUUCUAGGCAUUAGAAAUGUAAAUAUUGCUGGAGCGUCGUGAGCCAUGAGUAUUUCGAUGAGGAUUGCAGUCAGAUGUCAACCAUGGUUGACAGUGUUUUGAGCUGACGAAUUGUUCUUUCGUUUGAGCAUUUCUAUCCAGAAAGAGCGGAGAGUGGAGGUUGCAGUCAUAAUUGGAUGUGGAGGAGUGGGAUUUGAUUUCGUUCUAGAUUGGUCUUGUUUCUUAGUUGGUAGAGUGGUAGACAGAAACAAAUGGAAACAUGCGCAUUGAGUGGAGUUUUGCAUUUGGAAAGAGUGAGGGUCACCCCUAUCCUGGGCACUAGCAAUUGUAGCGCUUUGAGAAGGGAAGAGGCGAGAGACAUUGAGCGGAAGAAAUUAGGGCGUGCCAUGCGGUCGCAAUUUUUCGGAAGGCAGCAACUGACGGGAAGGAUACAGCCAAUAUUUGAUGUAGGCUAUUCUCAAGGUUGCAACCUUAACCGUCAGCUCCGUAGCGCUUACACAACCACAGAGAAAAUUGUUGGGGGUCUGACUCAGGUGAAGGAAACCGGCAAACGAAGAUUGAUAUUGCUCCGCCAUGCCAAGAGUUCAUGGGCAGACCGUUCAUUGAAAGAUCACAAAAGGCCGCUGAGCAAUAAAGGUCGUUUAGCAGCAGCUAAUAUUGCAAGCAAAUUGGAAAAGCACAGCUGGGUGCCUGGACUCAUCCUUUGCAGUGACUCUCAAAGAACACGGGAGACGUUGCAUAUUAUGCAAGGACGGUAUAGCGCUUUGGCAGAUGCAGAUGUUCGGUUUCUUGGCAGCUUCUACUCUGUGGCAGCUAUGGAUGGACAGACUGCCCAACAUAUUCAGGAGAAUGUGCUGAAAUACGCUGGAGAUGACAUUACCACCAUCAUGUGUAUGGGACACAAUAGAGGUUGGGAAGAGGCUGCUAGUCAAUUUUGUGGCGUUGCUGUUGAAUUGAAGACUGCAAAUGCUGCUCUUCUGGAAGCUCCUGGCAUUUCAUGGAAAGAAGCAUUUGAGAAAGCUGGAAUGGGAGGCUGGAAGCUAGUAGGCAUCAUGAAGCCAGAUUCUAUGUCUGAUAUCGAGUAUGAGGCAGCAUAGUUGGUCUUCCAAGUGGCAAGUUUUGUUGUAGAGGGAUAUGUUUUCUGUCAAGUAUGACACAAGGUCCGCUCAAGCCUUGCAUGCUUCCAGAACAUGUUGAAUACUAAGUUCCACCGAGGACAUCGAUGACACUCAUGCCGCAACCUCGUUGUUGUGAA